AUGGCGGCUAUUAUGCCGGAAGACCAGCUCAUCGAGCUUUUAUUGCAGCUCAAAAAGACGACCCCCGACCAGGCUCGCGCCAUCCUCAACUCCCAGCCUCAGAUCGCGUUCGGUCUGGUAGAGCUCAUGCAUAGAAUGGGCGCAAUAAAGCCCGAGACGCUACAAGCGACGCUGGCAGCCCAGCAAUUAGCAAACGCGCCGGCACCCGCGCCGGUACCGGUAGCUGUGGCCCCGCCUCACCAACCCACACCGCCGCCAGUAGCGGCAGGAUACGCGGCCUAUAACAAUCCGCCGCAACCUCCCGCACCCGUCGCACCCGCACAGCCUCCACAAGUACAGCUCCCGCCUGCAUUUGAAGCCCUUCCAGAAGAACAGAAAGCGAUGAUUCGUAGCGUGCUCUCCAUGACGCCCGAACAAAUCAAUCUACUGGGUCCCAACGAGCGCGCUGGUAUAAUGCAACUGCGUGCACAACUCGGACUUUGA
Messenger RNA from Peniophora sp. CBMAI 1063, 483 nucleotides. Lineage: Eukaryota; Fungi; Basidiomycota; Agaricomycetes; Russulales; Peniophoraceae. The record is from the annotation of a GenBank genome assembly.